Molecule: messenger RNA, 921 nt
Organism: Dujonia railenensis
Lineage: Eukaryota; Fungi; Ascomycota; Pichiomycetes; Serinales; Debaryomycetaceae
Source: the annotation of a GenBank genome assembly
AUGCUCAAUCUUUACUGUAGAAAGAACAUCAUAUAUUCCAGUAGGUUGGGAUUUAGAUUACCUGUACGACAUUAUUCAUCUUUACCUCCCAGAGCGAGCUUACAUAGCGAUUUAUCACCAGUCAGCAUAUUUUGGCACCAAAGAUUCCCAACAGCCUAUAAAUAUUUUUCACUCGUGGUUGCCUCUGCAGGCACAUUGAGAUAUAUACAUCCAAAUACUUUAAUAACAAUUGGUCCACCACUAGCUGUUGGUAGCUGGUUUAUAUACAAAUGGUACAAGCACAGUUAUUCGUAUAAACGGGAGAUUGCCAAGAUUUAUCCAAAGCUGACACUAGAAGCACUGGAUCCAAACAACCAGAUCUUAAUGAAGCCUUACGAUGAAGCUAGCGUAGAGAAUGUUCUAAAUGGGAUUGAGGAUGAAUUUGACUCUUUCAAAACCCAGAUUCUUCCUCUUAUUGAACUGAAGUUGAUAGACUAUGCGAUAUUGAAGAAUAAUAAUCCGUUGGGAAUCUUCAAGCGUCGUGAGGAUGGCAACGACGAACAAUUAACUUGUAAGUUAGGCGAUGAUUUUGAAACCUUUAUUGUACUACCCUUAAUUGACAAGUAUUUGCCUUACAACGAGUACCAAAGAGAUCUAAUGGAGUCCACUGAAGGUCGAAUAGAAUUUGAUAAAUUUAUCAAAUUCUCUGUUCCAUUUUAUUCAUCAAAGGAUUCUACAACGAGGAAGAGACUAGCUACAGUAGAAGUUUAUUUAUUGCAGCAUGUAAACACAGAUUCUGAAAACCAAUUAUAUAAGAUUUCAGUUGAACUAGUAAAAUAUGGUAGUUUUAAUAGAAGAAGGUUACUCAUUGAAGAUUUUGAGAUUGGUGGGCUAACGAAGAGUCUUAAAUUCAAUGAUAAACAAGACUUCAUAGAAAUAUAA